AUGAUCGAAACUGGAGGGAUUGUGGUACUUCUCAGUUUGAUGUGUAAGAAUCACCAAAGUUCACACUACCAUACUAUAGUGCAGAGGCCAGUAUCUGACCCAGUCCAUCCAGGACACUCUGUGACUCUGCAGUGUACAGUACUCUCUGAGACCUGUACAGGAGAACACAGUGUGUACUGGUUCAGAGCCAGAUCAGGAGAAUCCCAUCCAGGAGUCAUUUACACCUCUGCGAACAAGAGUGAUGAGUGUAAGAAGAGCCCUGAGACUCCCCCUCCUACACAUAGCUGUGUCUUCAGCCUCUCCAAGAACAACCUCAGUCUCUCUGAUGCUGGGACUUACUACUGUGCUGUGGCCAUAUGUGGGGAGAUCAUGUUUGGCAAUGGAACAAUCCUGAAUAUUAAAAAAGCAACAGAUCCUGUAAUCAUUGCUCUGGGAGUGACCGCGGCCGUCUGUGUGAUUGGGAUCAUUAUCCUCCUCUGCACCAGACAUACUAGACCAGUUUGUGAACAUUGUAAAGUGGGUGCUUCUCAGCAUAUCGGACAUGACAACUCAACUAGAGAAUCAAGCAGCAAGGAUCAAGAUGCAGAUAGCCUGAAUUAUGCUGCAUUGCAUUUCUCUGAGAGGAAAACUAAAAGAGGAAGAAAGAAGAGAGAGACACCACAGGAGAGUGUGUACUCUGAUGUCAGGUGUUCAGACUGGGACUGAACGACAGUGCAGAGGAAUACAUUUGUCAAAAAUCUAUUUUUUAAUUGCUAUUAUAUACUUUGUCAAGACAAAAAGCAACACUCUUUUUGUAUCAUAGAGCUCCAGGGUUUUUCUCAUCUCUGCAACCAAGAACCAAAUCUCAUUGCUAGACUAAUGUGAGUAGCAGAAUCAAGACAGUCUCUUUCCUGUAUUUUAUUGUUUGUGUUUUCACUUAAUUCACGAAUUGAUCUCAAUUGUUGUUGUAAUGUUAAAUUAACCUUGUGAUAUUUACCACAGCAUUUCUUGAGUUCAAAUUUGAAUUUAUGAAUCUGUUGAUGUACAGUAUAUUUUGCUUUAUUACAUUACAAAAUGUACCAUUGCACAUUAAAACACAUUUCACCAGAAAAUAUUGUUUCCAUGUGAACCCAGUGCAGUCUCUCAAAGUUAUAUUAACAAUGUCAUAAUG
Molecule: messenger RNA, 1150 nt
Organism: Oncorhynchus masou masou (cherry salmon)
Lineage: Eukaryota; Metazoa; Chordata; Actinopteri; Salmoniformes; Salmonidae
Exons: 5
Coding region: 1-705 (234 amino acids)
Biological process (GO): response to bacterium
Source: RefSeq, a predicted model, not a curated record